Zeugodacus cucurbitae (melon fly) is the source of this 1765-nucleotide messenger RNA. RefSeq names its product fatty-acid amide hydrolase 2-B. The record is from RefSeq and is a predicted model, not a curated record. The transcript is spliced from 6 exons. NCBI's taxonomy places the organism in Eukaryota, Metazoa, Arthropoda, Insecta, Diptera, Tephritidae. The coding region runs from base 38 to 1630 and encodes 530 amino acids.
UUCGUUAUUUGUUUGUGAAUUUUAUUGUUAUGAGAAAAUGGAGAUUUUCCUACGUCUCCUACAAUUACUUUUCAAGCUUCUUUAUAUGGUAGCCUAUCCGCUGUGGCGCUUCUUUCAACCGCGCAAAGGUCCAUCCACGAUUCCGCCGAUACGGAACAGAUUGUUGACACUUUCGGUGGGCGAAAUACUGGAGUUGCUGCAGCAACGUAAGUUGAAAUCUGUGGAUCUGGUAAAAGCUUACAUUAAACGCAUCAUAGAGGUUAAUCCGCAAGUGCAUGCCGUGGUGCAAGAUCGUUUCGAUGAGGCGCUUCAAGAGGCCUAUCGAGCUGAUAAAUUAAUCGCUAAAGCUUCAUCCGAAGAAUUGCCGUUACUCUUUAACCAUCGCAAACUAUUAGGUGUGCCUUUCACCGUAAAAGAGUCAUGUGGACUCAAAGGUAUGCCAUUCCGUGUUGGUAGCCGACAACGCGCACAUAUAAUUUGCCGUGAGAAUGGUGAGGUGGUGAAAAAUUUGGUGGCUGCUGGUGGCAUACCAUUGCUGGUCACCAUAACACCGGAAUAUUGCUUCAGCAUGGAAACCAAUCCGGGAACGCAAAGGCGUUGUUUAAAUCCACACGACGAUAGACGUACACCAGGUGGUUCGUCCGGUGGAGAAGGUGCUUUGAAUGGUUCCGGUGCAAGCUUGUUUGGUGUUGGUUCCGAUAUAGCUGGUUCGAUACGAUUUCCAAGUUUGUUUUGUGGUGUCUUCGGUCACAAACCAACUGGUCGACUCACAUCGAUUCAAGGACAUUUUCCCGACUGCACGGAUACUGAUUGUCUUGAAUAUCUGCAGUUGGGUCCCAUCACACGUUUUGGCCGUGAUUUGAGUUUACUGAUGGAGGUCAUGGCUGGUAAAAACGCUGACAAAUUGGAUCUACGAACACCAGUGGAAACCAAGGACAUAAAGGUUUUUUACGCAUUGGGCUUUGAUGGUCUCAACGGUCUUUUACAUAACUCACCCGUGAAAGAUAUAAAACUUUCGAUUAUGUCAGCUGUGAAAUUUUUACAAAAUCGCGUCGCACAUACUCAACGCGUGUCUAUGAGCUGUUUCAAGGACUCACUUGAAAUGUCAAUCAGUAGUCUAGUAUUGCUCAAGGGUUUUCCUUAUUUAAUCAAUACUAGGAACCCGAAUAAAAUAGUCGAGCAUCUUACCGAAAUAAGUAAAGCAGUUGCGGGCAAAUCAGAUUACACAAACGAGGCUUUAUACUUCGAUGCAUUACGUCGGCUCAAUGGCUGUAUGAGUACCGAAGCUAUGUUGAAAUAUAAAGCUGAAGUUCAGCUGUUGAAAGUUCAAUUUACUAGAAUGCUCGGCAACAAUGGCGUUUUCUUUUUCCCCACCUUCCCAGUGCCCGCUUUACAUCACGAUUCCUCGCUUUUGGCGCUUUGGAAUGUGGAUUAUACUAUGAUCUUCAACGUGAUUGGCUUUCCCACAACGCACAUUCCUAUGGGGCGUGAUGGCGAUGAUUUGCCAAUUGGUUUUCAAGUAGUCGCCGCUCCCUAUAGAGAUAAGCUAUGCUUUCAAAUAGCUACUGAGUUAGAAGCCGCCUUUGGUGGUUGGGUUAUACCCACACCACAUGCGCUUGGACCUUUGUAACUGUCGAUAUGAGUAAUUUGUUUAGGUUUUAUCACGCAUAUGCAAAUGUAAACUGAAUGUAAUUUUAAUAAGAAUUGUACUUAAUAAUAAACUAAUUAAUGGACAAAAUAUAAAAUAAAUUAUUUUUGUAUUGAA